ACCAUGUGGAAAAUGAAGAAUGAGUACAAACUCCAGUGCUCUAUAAAUACAAGGAAACAUUCAUCUGGAGCCUCAACUCAGUACCGAACAAGAAGCUAGUUGAAGAAGCUUUCUUACUUCUUCUUCUUCAUAUAUAGUUCUUUGGGUUUAUAGUAUAUUGCGAUGGGUUUGGGUAAAUUGACAAUAUUGUGCUUAUGGGUAUUCCUUGGUGUUCUCAUUGGGAUUGCCUCUGCCCAAUUAUCAACAACUUUUUACUCAUCUUCUUGUCCUAACGUCCUUGCGACCAUCAAAACGGCGGUGAAUUCUGCAGUGUCGACAGAGGCUCGUAUGGGGGCAUCUUUGCUCCGUCUCCAUUUCCAUGAUUGCUUUGUCAAUGGAUGUGAUGCAUCGGUGCUGCUCGAUGGCUCAACCGGAGAGAAGUCAGCUGGCCCAAAUAACAACUCACUGAGGGGAUUCGACGUGAUCGAUACCAUAAAAUCUCAAGUGGAAAAUUUAUGUCCCGGUAUUGUUUCUUGUGCCGAUAUCUUAACUGUUGCUGCAAGAGAUGCUACAGUCGCUUUGGGUGGGCCAAGUUGGUCUGUUCCAUUAGGCAGAAGGGAUUCGACUACAGCGAGUUUGAGUGCUGCUAAUUCCAAUCUCCCAAGUCCAGCUUCCAGUCUCAGUGCCCUUAUUACUGCCUUCUCAAACAAAGGUUUCACUGCUACAGAAAUGGUGGCUCUUUCAGGAUCUCACACAAUAGGCCAAUCAAGGUGUACGGUCUUCAGAAAUCGAGUUUACAACGAAACCAACAUAAAUUCUCAAUUUGCGACUUCCGUUCAAUCGAAUUGUCCGAGCACUGGCGGCGACGACAACCUCUCCCCUCUCGACGUCACCAGUCCAACCUCGUUCGAUAACGCAUACUUCAUGAAUUUGCAGAGCCAAAAGGGCCUUCUCCACUCGGAUCAAGAACUCUUCAAUGGAGGCUCCACCGAUAAUCAAGUCAAUGCUUAUAGCACCAACUCCGCAUCUUUCUUCACGGACUUUGGAAAUGCAAUGGUGAAGAUGGGAAACCUUAGUCCACUCACCGGCACGAGCGGCCAGAUCAGGACUAAUUGCCGUAAAACAAACUGAGCCCCUUGUCACUUCGCACUUUUUUAGACUAUAUAUACACUAUUCUGUUUUUUUUUUUUUUUUUUCUUUCUUUCUUUGGAAGGGCAAAAAGUUUUUUAUUAAUCAUCGACCGAUAUUUACAAUAGCAGAUAGGAAAUGGGCAUGUGUGAAACUAAGAUUCGCAUCGUUGUGCUCGUUUUAUGUGUGUUAGCCUGAGCAGGUUAAUUACGAAAAUAAAAGCAUUUGUUUGGAUUAUGGCAGUGUUUUUGUAAUUUGAUUUGUAUUGGUGAUGUGCAAUAAGACUUGCAGAGGAGUAUUA
Molecule: messenger RNA, 1408 nt
Organism: Rhododendron vialii
Lineage: Eukaryota; Viridiplantae; Streptophyta; Magnoliopsida; Ericales; Ericaceae
Product: cationic peroxidase 1-like
Exons: 4
Coding region: 163-1110 (315 amino acids)
Biological process (GO): response to oxidative stress; hydrogen peroxide catabolic process
Molecular function (GO): heme binding; peroxidase activity
Source: RefSeq, a predicted model, not a curated record